Amborella trichopoda is the source of this 2115-nucleotide messenger RNA. RefSeq lists its product as uncharacterized. Gene Ontology annotation, molecular function: catalytic activity. The record is from RefSeq and is a predicted model, not a curated record. Lineage: Eukaryota; Viridiplantae; Streptophyta; Magnoliopsida; Amborellales; Amborellaceae.
UUAAGAACACCUUGAAUGGUAUUUUCUUCAAAAAGAAAUAAAAAAGAUUUAUAGCUCUCCCCCGAACGUUCAAAAAUAGAAGUUCCCUCUUCUUGAAUCGCUGUUUUCCAGGAACGGGAUUAUUUCCUUCCUUUUCUUCAAUGAAUAUCGAAGCCUCUGACCAGCACUCUAAUGAAAGCCACUAAUUAUGUGUAAAUGAUUUUAAAUUUCGGUAAAUUUUAGGGGAGUCUCACCCUCGCAUUCCUCUACUAAGAUGGCUUCUGCAACUCUUCCCAAUUCUAUUUCAGUUUCUCCUUCCUCUUUUCAUCCUGAAAGUACGGUUGGCGGAUGGGCUUUUAGUUUGAGGAGGCAUGGCUCCUUAGCUACUGGUUUUCCCAUGGACAACAUCAAUAACCUGCAACCAAAAGGCAUUAUGCGUAGGAGCAUUGCAAGUAUUCAAAGGGAUAACAUAAGCACCAAUACUUGGACCUCUACUUCCCCAUCAAUUCAAAAGGAAUCUGCCCCUUUGCUCGAUACACUCAAAGCUUCUGCCUCACUAGAUGUUGCUGGCUUUCACUUCCCAGGACAUAACAGGGGUGGAGCUGCCCCACCUUUAUUAUCUGAACUUAUUGGAAUGGAGACAUUCAAACAUGACUUGCCUGAGCUUCAAGAGCUAGACAACCUCUUUGCACCAACAGGACCCAUACUCCAUGCCCAGAAACAAGCUGCAGAGUUAUUUGGGUCAUCUGAGACAUGGUUUCUAGUUGGGGGAACCACUUGUGGGGUCCAUGCAUCGAUCAUGGCCACAUGUUCACCUGGAGACAAUCUCAUUCUCCAAAGAAACUCACAUAUAUCCGCAAUAUCUGGCAUGGUUUUCUCAGGCGUGAUGCCAAAAUAUAUAAUACCCGAAUAUAAUUCUCGAUGGGAUAUUGCUGGAACCAUUGAUUUAUUGAAAGUGAAGAAAGCCUUUAGUGAUCUCAAAGAUCAAGGUAGGAAAGUUGGGGCUGUGUUGGUCACCUCACCUACUUACCAAGGUGUUUGUUGCGAUAGCCUAGAGAAAAUUACAGAUUUUUGCCAUCUUAAGGGUGUUCCUGUCAUUGUGGACGAGGCGCAUGGGGCCCACUUCAAAUUUGACCCCACCCUACCAAAAACAGCCCUAGAGCAAGGUGCUGACUUGGCUGUGCAAUCAACCCACAAAGUUUUAUCUUCGCUCACUCAGUCCUCAAUGCUCCAUGUUCAAGGAGAAUUGGUGGAUAGGGGGAGAGUGGGGCGGUGCCUUCAAGCACUUCAAAGCAGUAGUCCAAGCUACUUGCUUCUUGCUUCGUUAGAUGCUGUGAGAGCUCAAUUGAGCAAGAAACCAGAUACCAUCUUUAAGGAAGCGAUUGCUUUGGCCCGUGAAGCAACAUUGGGAAUUCUAGAGGCUUCGUGUGUCUCAGUUUUGAGCUCUAAAGACUUUGUGGGCUCUCCAAAAGUGGACCCUUUACGUGUUACAGUCGGGGUUUGGGAGCUUGGGUUAUCAGGCUAUGAGGCAGAUGAUAUCCUGAUCAAGAAAUAUGGGGUCAUUUCUGAGUUAGCAGGGGCACGUUCCCUUACCUUUGCCGUUACUCUUGGAUCAUGUAGAGAGCAUGUGAAGAAGCUUAUACAUGCAAUUGAGAGCUUAGCUUGGCGCUCCCUAGGAGAGAAUGAGCUCGAUUCUGAUAGGAGAAAGGGGAAUGAGGUUAAUGAAUGCUUUCCCUUUCACCAUAUACAUAUAGCAAUGAGUCCAAGGGAUGCAUUCUUUGCGAGUAAGACGAGAGCUAACCUUGAAGAGAGCAUUGGAAAAAUUUGUGGUGAGAUCAUAUGUCCUUAUCCACCAGGUAUUCCUUUGCUUUUUCCUGGUGAAAUUAUCUCUGAGAGAACUUUGGCAUAUCUAAUGGAUAUAAGGGAUGGAGGUGCUGUAAUCAGUGGAGCAGCUGACCCUCAUCUCUUGUCCAUACUUAUAUGUGACGUUUAAUUGAACAAGAUAUGCUUAUAUGAAAAGAAAAUGAUGUAAGUAUUCAUAUUAUGCAUCAUUCUUCAAUGUAUUCAUGACAAUGUUUUUUAGUGAUGAAACUCCUUUGGUUGGUCUGGGAUGUUUUUAUCACCAUUUGCAGUUGA